Patella vulgata (common limpet) is the source of this 4327-nucleotide messenger RNA. RefSeq names its product coenzyme Q-binding protein COQ10 homolog B, mitochondrial. Gene Ontology annotation, molecular function: ubiquinone binding. Gene Ontology annotation, cellular component: mitochondrion. Lineage: Eukaryota; Metazoa; Mollusca; Gastropoda; Patellidae. The transcript is spliced from 5 exons. The record is from RefSeq and is a predicted model, not a curated record. Gene Ontology annotation, biological process: cellular respiration; ubiquinone biosynthetic process. The coding region runs from base 37 to 747 and encodes 236 amino acids.
AAUAACUCUAAAUUCCCCGCUAUUCUGCAGUGAGCAAUGGCCGGUUUGCGUAACGUAGGGCGUCAAGGUAUUAAUAUUUUUCGAUGUCUUAGACUACCCACAACGGAAAAUACAACUAGAUUAUCAUGUGGAUGUAUUAUACGAAGUACCCAGUUAUUACAAUUAGAUAAAAAUAGGAACCAACAUAUUAACAAUGUCAACACUAGGCAUUUCUUCAGUUUACCAAAAGUUCUUCCACUCCCUUCAACAAGUAAAAGGAAGGACUAUUCCGAGAGAAGAGUGUUAGGGUAUACCAUGGAACAAAUGUACGAUAUAGUGGCACAAGUAGAAAAAUAUCCUGAGUUUGUACCUUGGUGUACGAGUUGUAUUAUCACACAUGCCAGACCUGGUCAUUGUAAAGCUAAAAUAGAAGUAGGAUUUCCUCCAUUAGUUGAACGGUACACAUCUUCUAUAACCUUAGGAAGACCUAAUCUAGUUCGAUCUGAAUGUACAGAAGGGAAGAUAUUCAACCAUUUACUAACUGUGUGGAAAUUUAGCCCAGGUUUACCAAAUAAACCAAAAACAUGUACAUUAGAUUUUUCGGUAACGUUUGAAUUCAGAUCAAUUUUACACUCACAAUUAGCCCAUGUAUUCUUUGAUGAAGUGGUAAAAACAAUGGUCAACUCUUUUCUAAAAAGAGCAAAAAAAUUAUAUGGUCCCGAGAGUAUAUCUCGACAGAAGGCAAAGAUUAUUAUUAAUGAGUCUUGAUGUUACUUUAAUUUAGGAAAUCAUGUCUAUUUUUGUUUUGUCCGAUUUAGAGAAUUUUAGUGUUAAUGUGAAUGUUAUUAUUUGUUAUACAAUGUAUACUGUACUAUGUGUAACCCAUUUCACUUAUAUAUAUGACCCACUGACCCGAAAGUUCUGUUGAGUUGUACAGUAAAAUUACACUUCAGUUCCUUUGAGUUGUACAGUAAAAUAAUAUACGCUUAAUUUCUGUUGGGUUGUACAGUACAGUGUGCCAGUAAGGAAGUUUUCCCCAGCAAAAGUUGCAUUAUGGCCUACUCUUAUUUCAAAUUCGAAGGAUUCUUUUAUGUGCACACCAAUAUGUACAAGGGACCUCGGUUUUUUGUACCAUACGAACGACUGAGGACUUAAGUUACUUCCCACGAUUUCAUGGUAUAUGAGGUGGGUUUACAACUUUAGAUUUAAAAAUUUGUAUAUUAAAAUCCAGGGGGUUGGUUGGCCGAUUGGUUUAACAUGUACGCUUUGGAUCAUUAGGUCUGUUAUUGUGUCAAGUGGCGUGGUUUCAAUUCCCUACUUGUACAUGACAAGAAGUAGGGUUACCUGUCCAACCUUGCGAGUUUUCUCCGCAUCCACUGGAUUCUUCCCAAUGCUAAAGACCCCUACUCGCCAGUGAACUAUUGAAAUAAAAUAAAAAUGUUAGUCCCAAAAUGACCUAGUUUGUGUCAAGUGGGUGUUAAAACCCAUUUCUUACUGUCUUAAUGUUCAAGAGAUGAACAUCAAACUCGAUAUUUAUCUUCAAUUAAUCAAAAUUAAAUGCAUUUAAUUUGAAUAAAUUUGCAAUUGUUGAUCCUUGAAUUAUUUUUCUUCUUUUAAUUUUUAAGAAAUCAAACCACAAAUAUAUAUAUUACCUUGGAUGGGUUGUACUAAUCACUGACAAGAUAUCACUUUUCGCAAUACUUUGAACACUAUUGACCAAAAAACAUCCUUGUCUGUGAUAAGUAGGACUGCCUUGGUUAUAUACUAUGUAACUGUAAGAGAACAGGUAAAUCUACGAUUACAUCUAUAAGGGAACAGGUAAAUCGACCAUUUUACUACGUAGAUGUAUUUAAUACACUAUAAAAUAUGAAAUAGCUAUGUUUUCUAUACAUUUUUGGACUAUGUGUGUUUUAUCCAUGUGCAUGCACCAGGGCUUUCAUUUCAAAAUGUUGCCAGUCGGUCAGAUUUUAAUGUGUUUUGUUUACUUCAAAUUGGCAAGAUAUUUCUUUUUUCAGAAAGUAUGACCAUUUUUAUCACUUUCUCAAAUUUUAAAUUUAGUUACAGGAGUUUUUACAUAAAAACUAUAAAUUUAACUGUAUUUAUUGUGUGUUAAAGUAGCUAAAUCUCUAACUCAAUAUUAUCCGCAGUGUUUGAUAUUGCAAACACCACUUAUUGGUCAUUUUAAAUCAACAUUGAUGUUGUUUUCUUACUGUGAAAAGAUUGGCUUCUGAUAUCCAAUAUUUAAGACAAAAUGAAAAUUUUAAAAUUGGCAAACAAAUAGCAUGACAGAUUGCUUUUGAGCGCCAUUUGUAAUGAAGUGAAUCGAUGAAUGAGGCUAAACGCAUACCACAGUAGGGUGACCCAUGCACUCUACAGAAAUACAGUCCACCGCUGAUAGUUCGAAACUACCACUGAAGCAUGCACAUUCGCCGAGUCGAGACCAACUUUCUGACAGUAUGAUACUAUAAAUAGCCAUGGCACGUGCAAUUCUCUACAAAUCUAUCAACUAUUACAGCCGUAAAAAAUUUAUUGUUGUUGAUUUUGAAUAGCAGUAAAAUUAAGCUUCUUGGUUAUUACAGCAGAUUUAGAAAUUACGUUUGUUUCAUUUUUUAAAUCGCUUUAUCAUUAACUGUACCGUUAAGAGCGGCAUCUUUUGGUUUAGUACAAAUAAUAUCUCUGAAACACUUGGGUUAGACAGGAACAUGAUACUAGCAGUAGUUUCAUUUUACUUUUACAAGCUUCUUAAAACAAUUGUUGAGCUAGCUAAAGUGCUUAUUUCUAAAUUGAAUUUCUUGUUCUAGCUUUCUGUUAUGUUUCGUAAAAAAAAUAGUCUUGAUUAUCCCGACCUGUCAAUCAGACGUAGAAUGGUCGAUAGACUGGUUAAGCAAGACUAAUUUCAGAACAAGGGCACGUAACCUAUCUUUUACUCAAAAGUGUCUGGAUGUUAUGGACGACACUUGGAACCAGUUUGCAGUCUAUUAUUUAUACAUGAUUAAUGGUCAUAGCUUAUUAAGUACAACAUGAUCAUUUAUUUAGUGACUAUAAUUGUGUGAAACUGAUUUGAGGCUUGGCAUAUAUAUAAAUAUUGUGGCGUAAUUGUCGAGAUAUUUGGAGAUAUUUAUUUAUGGAAUAACCAGAAGCCAAAGACUGCCAUUCAACUGAUUAGAAAUUACAAUAAAAACAGAAACAAUUGAAUGUAAAAUCAGUUUAUAUACAUUCAUAUUACAUUAUUAUAUGCUUUAGAACUCAUUUGUGUUCAUUACUAGGUGCUAAAGAUUAGAGAUUUAGCUCCAUUAACGUUUAAUUUCUUUAUGACAUGUAUUUGGACUGUCAUGUAAAUUCUCCAGAGAGCCUGUCAACCUGGCAAGUAGAGCUGUAUUGAGAGUUCUGGGUCCUGGUUUAACAAAACAUUCUCAGACUCCAGUUAAGAAUUUAUUUAAAAUUGUUUGCCUUAUUUUAACUAAAAAAUAUAACCCUUUAUAAAACUUUUGUUGUUUUAGUGUAUCAAAUACAUCAAUAAGAAACUAUGUGCAAAGUUUUGUGUUUCUGGAUGAAAGAUAUUUCUCAUAAACAGUGAUUGAAAAUUGAGUAAAUUCUUAUUUUAAGUCUGAGAAUGCUUUGACAUGCUUUUUGCUUUUGUUUAGGUAUAUAUAGUCAAAUGAUAUUUUUAUUUCUAUGGUUUUUGUGCAUUAUAUGCAGGUGUUUAAAGAGUCAAUUUCUACUGCAUAAUUUUGCAAGCUUGUUUCCAGAGCAUCAAUGUUGCAAACAGUCUUUCAUAGCUGGAUGUUGUCCACUUGAUGGUUAUUUAUUUAAGAUCUGUCAAAGAAAUUUAAAGAGUCUUCAACUUUUCAUGAGAAAAUAUUAUCCUUCAUAAUUAUGAUGUUAUAUGUUUUUAAUUAAAGUAAGUUUUAUUAUAAUAAAUCAUGUAAGUUGUUUUACAAUAGGUCAUGUAGGUUUUAUUAUUAAAUGUCAUGUAAGUUGUAUUAUUAUAAGUUAUGUAAGUUUUAUUAUAAUAAGUCAUGAAAGUUGUAUUACAAUAGGUCAGGUAAGUUUUAUUACAAUAGGUCAUGUAAGUUGUAUUAUAAUAAGCCAUGUAAGUUUUAUUACAAUAGGUCAUAUAAGUUUUAUUAUAAUAAGUGAUGUAAAUUAUAUUACAAUAGGUCAUGUAAGUUUUAUUAUUAUAAGUUACGUAAGUUGUAUUACAAUAGGUCAUGUGGUUAAAUUAUGUUACCCUAUAUACAGUAGUGUACAUAGUUAUAUAACUACUGUAGUCUAAAACCAAAUACAUGUAGUUGUGUAGUUUAGUUUAUGUGUGAAAGCUGAACUGUGAUAAAAACAUGUGAACCGA